This is a messenger RNA of Pollicipes pollicipes, 886 nucleotides long. Its product is annotated as eukaryotic translation initiation factor 3 subunit K. Bases 182 to 826 code for a protein of 214 amino acids. Gene Ontology annotation, cellular component: cytoplasm; eukaryotic translation initiation factor 3 complex. Gene Ontology annotation, biological process: regulation of translational initiation. The transcript has 5 exons. NCBI's taxonomy places the organism in Eukaryota, Metazoa, Arthropoda, Thecostraca, Pollicipedomorpha, Pollicipedidae. The record is from RefSeq and is a predicted model, not a curated record. Gene Ontology annotation, molecular function: translation initiation factor activity; ribosome binding.
CCGCAGCCCUGCUGAGCGCGUGUGCGAUUGAUGGCGCAGCCUUGCCGGCACUGUUUUAGGGCCUUGGCCGACAUUCAUUGCGGGAGGUUGGUUGAUUCGAGUUGAAGUUAGUCAGCGCUGCCGAAUUUUUACACCCAUCUUUUCCCGCCUAAUCGUUUUAUUGAAUCUGUAGGCAAUAAGCAUGGCGGAUGACAUGAAAGCCGCUGUGGGCGCCCUCCUGAAAGGCAUAGACAGGUACAACCCCAAGAAUCUGGUGAUGUUUGAGCAGUAUGUGGACCGGCAGUGUGCAGAAAACAUGUAUGACCUGGAGGCGAAUUUGGCGGUGCUCAAACUCUACCAGUUCAACCCCAGUGAAUACAACCCAGCUAUCACACAGCGCAUUCUACUGAAGGCAAUCACCAACCUGCCACACACAGAUAUCAUCCUGUGCAAGUGUCUUCUGGCUCCAGAAAAUAUGGAGGAGCCGGAGGUGCAGGACAUCCUGCGGCUCUCCACCCUGCUCGAGCUGUGCCAGUUCCAGGCCUUCUGGGAGAUCAUCGUCGAGCAGCCGUCCAUCAUCGCCGGCAUGACGGGCUUCGAGGACUCGAUCAGGAGGUACGCCUGUCACGUGCUCAACAUCACCUACCAGCGCAUUAGCAAGGAGCUGGUGCGCUCCACCCUCAACGUGACCGCCUCGGAGCUGAACAGCUGGAUAUCGAAGUACGGCUGGACGGACGAGGGCAGCACCGUCUUCAUCCGGACGCAGGAUGAGAGCGUUAAGACCAAGAACAUCCGUGAAAAGGUCGACUUCGAGACAGUGGCGGGCCUGAUGGCGGCGUCAAAGUGACUCGUCUCGGAGCGGGCUUAAUCCUGCAAGUUAUGUCCAAUAAACAGGUGAUGUCGGCUA